CUCUUCUCAGCUGCAGGAGGUAUUAUAUAAAACACGUUACUGACAACCCAAGUGGCAUUGCGUUGUAGCGCAAUGGUGUGCAAAUAAGAAAACAAACGGACCUUAAUUCAUAUUCUGAUAAAUACCCGAGAAGUCAGUUAUUUUAUCUAUGUGUUUGAUCUAAAGGAAAUAUGUUUUUGUCUUGUAUGAGUUUGUUGUCACUUUUGACACUUGUGGUGUUGCUUUCUGUUACACAAACUGUGUUUUCAGCCGAUAAGUUUGCCUACAAGACCCAAGAACCCAUUGAUGGAUCUGUUAUAAACUCAAAGAUUGACAAAGUAUAUCAUCUCGCCUCCCAGUUUCAUGAACAAUUCCGCUGGGAGAAAUCUAUAUUAUCAGAAAUGGCACAAACCCAAAGUCACGUUCUGUCAGAGAUUAGGGAUCAAGAAUACCGGAUACGUCGCCUCAACCGGAACUUGAAGAGAACUCUAAAAUUUUGUGCUAACCAGAAACUCCUCUCUGCAAAGGCAACGACAACUCCAACUCCCUACAAAGUGUUUUUCUCUAACGAAAUAGAAACUAAUCCUUGAUGAAUAAGCUGAAGAUAGAUGACUUCGCUAUUGGUGGAAGUUGACGACAACGAUGUGAUUCAAAAUGACUUGACAGCAUUUCAACAGGAUAUUUUAUGGUGUAAACAGAAAGUAAUGAAAUGUAUAAGAAAUUUAGCGUAGUGAUACAAUAUCAAUAUAUGAGUGAAAAGGAUAGUGGCGUAUGUUUUUUUUCUCCAAAGGAGGUCUUAGUCUUAGUGAUCGUAACCCCUGGAGUAUGGAGGAUGGUCCGUAACGAUACCUGUAUGUCGUAACAACAGGUACCAUGUAGAUGGCAAUGAGUGUAAAAAAAUUAUAUCUUAUCA
Messenger RNA from Ylistrum balloti, 892 nucleotides. RefSeq lists its product as uncharacterized. The record is from RefSeq and is a predicted model, not a curated record. NCBI's taxonomy places the organism in Eukaryota, Metazoa, Mollusca, Bivalvia, Pectinida, Pectinidae. The coding region runs from base 171 to 569 and encodes 132 amino acids. The transcript is spliced from 2 exons.